GUUGACAGUCAUCCGCAUCACAGGCGAGAUUGCUCUAUCCCGUAGAGAUUCGAAGAUUUCGAAAAUCGCGAUCGACGCCGAUAUACGAGGCGGGCUAAUCAGAGGUUGCUGCUAUUUAAAUCUAGUCAAAUAUCGAUCAAAUUUGCAAGUGAAAACUAAUUGAUUUAAAGACGAUGGAUCUUACGCGGAGAACAAUAACAAAAACGAGUGUUGGCAGGUCACGGUCGGGCAUGCGAUUUGAUUUUUAAAACGUUGCAGUACUAGUAGCGAAAGGACAUCAAUAGUGAACUUCGUUUGCAGGGUAUUAGUUUGAUUUUUCAAUCAAAAAUACAACCAACUCACACAUGCGAACGUUCUUUGGUAUAUUCAAAGAGACGUAACUGAGUCACCAUCCCAAGUACGAUGAGAUAUAAAGUAAACGACCCCGAAAAUCGUGCUGGGCAAACCGAACUCACAAGACAGGCGUCCAACGCAUCGUGGCAAUACAAUACGAAUGCCGAUACCAUGAAAUCGAGAUCAAAAGAAGCGAUACUGAUUCUAGUCGCGGGGCUCUUGACUGUGGCCGUUAUUGCACUCGUAGCUACGCUAAUUUUACAAACGGCCGUAUUCACCAAAGAGGAAUACAAGGAGAUGUGCCAGAGCGAGGAAUGCGUCAAAACAGCCGCAAGAGUUAUAGAGUCAAUGGACAAAUCCUUUGAGCCUUGUGAUGACUUCUACAGAUUCGCCUGCGGUGGUUGGACUAAAAACAACCCCAUACCGCAGAGUCAAACUUCGUGGGAUCAACUGAGUUUAUUGAGAGAAGAGCUCAUGAGAAACCUCAGAGUUUUGCUUGAGGAAGAAAACUCUCCAAAUGACCUGAGGCCUGUAAAGUUGGCCCGGGCGCUCUACAGAACUUGCAUGGAUAUAGAAAGCGUUGAAGAACUGGGCCUCGAACCAAUAUUUGAUGUUCUAUCUCGACUGGGCUUACCCAGAGAACCUCCUCUGGGAAAUGUCAUCGAACCUUUAAAUCUAGCUAAUUUAUCCGGAGUUGUCCAGAGAGUACUGGGACUCAAUCUCUUUGUGAAUUUCUACAUAAACGAGGAUGUCAGAGACACGACAAAAAAUCGAAUGACGAUGGAGCAGGUUUCCCCUGGCUUUAGCGAAAGAUAUCUUUUGGAGCCUUCACGUUUCCAGUCGGAGUUGAAGGAAUAUAGAAAGUAUGUAACAUCGAUGAUGGAGUUGGCUGGGGCUGGCAACAAGAGUGCUGCAUUUGCUAACGAACUGAUAGUAUUCAGCACCGAAAUUGCGAAGAUUGUGACAACACAAGAACAAAGGAGAAGCGUAAAUCACUUAUUUCACGAUAUUACAGUUACCGAACUGCAACGUCUGACGGACCUGUAUGCUCAGCAGUGGAACUGGACGACGUACUUGGGCGCGGUUUUCAACAAUACAAAUGUUACAAUAAACAAUAACAUGGACCGGAUCAUCGUUAUGGAUUUGGAGUACCUUCGGAAGUUGCCAGGCUUAUUGGCAAAUACACCCCCAGCAACCUUAGCAAGGUACGCAUGGUGGGGUGUGUAUUCAACAGUUGCGCCACUAACCCUACAAAAAUUCCGUGACCUCGGAUUCGAAUUUUCUCAAAAACUGUUUGGAUUGAAGGAGAAGACUGCGAGAUGGAAAGGCUGUACUGGAAACGUGAAUUCUAAUUUUGGAAUGGCCCUCAGUUACUUAUAUAUACAAAGACAUUUCAACGAACACUCCAGAGAGAAGGCAUUAGAAAUGCUCUCCGACAUUAAAGAGGCAUUCGAUGAAAUGGUCGCGGAGCUAGACUGGAUGGAUGCAGGCACACGAGCCACAGCCCAUAAAAAAUUAGCAGCGAUAAGACCAUUUGUCGGUUUCCCGGAAUGGAUAACCAAUCCAGACCGUCUGAAUGAAUUUUAUAACGGCGCUGAAGUGGUGGACAAGAGGCUUUUAGAGACGUUCUUGAAACUGACCAAUAUUGGCGUACGAAAGAGUUUAAAUAGUUUGAGAAAGAAACCUGAUAAAAAUAGAUGGAUUUCAACUGGAACCACCGUGAACGCGUUUUAUAGCGCAAUCUUAAAUUCCGUCACAUUUCCUGCUGGCAUUUUGCAUCCACCAUUCUAUGGUAAUGGAAUAGAAUCAAUUAAUUAUGGAGCGAUGGGAGCAAUAAUGGGUCACGAAUUAACGCACGGCUUUGACGACCAAGGUCGCAGGUACGACGAAAACGGAAAUCUGAGACAAUGGUGGAGUAAUGAAACACUAAUCCACUACCAUGAGAAGGUAGAAUGCAUAAUAAAACAAUAUAGCAACUACCAUGUACCGGAAUUGGGCGAUCAUUAUACGGUGAAUGGAUUGAAUACCCAAGGAGAGAAUAUAGCAGACAAUGGCGGAAUAAGAGAAGCAUAUCGUGCUUAUAAACGUUUAACCACGAGGAACCCGAGUGGUCAGCAAGCUCUGCCAGGAUUGACGGAAUACACACAGGACCAGUUAUUCUUCCUCGGCUUCUCGCAGGUUUGGUGUGGCAAUUAUACGACCGGCGCUCUGAAAUCAAAGCUGAUAGAAGGCGUCCAUGCGCCUAACCACUUCCGUGUCAUCGGCACACUUUCGAACAAUGCAGACUUUGCAAGAGCAUGGCAUUGUCCGAUUGGAAGUCCAAUGAAUCCACAUCAUAAGUGUGUAUUAUGGUAGUUCGCGGGUAAAGAAAAACCUUAACAAAGUCAGCUGUGUAAGAACACAGUGAACAAUCAGGAUAUUAUAUAAUAAAUCCUACUUUAGCGUUCAAUUUUGUCUUAUUUAU
This is a messenger RNA of Diprion similis, 2797 nucleotides long. Its product is annotated as neprilysin-4-like. The transcript has 17 exons. Bases 403 to 2688 code for a protein of 761 amino acids. Gene Ontology annotation, molecular function: metalloendopeptidase activity. The record is from RefSeq and is a predicted model, not a curated record. Gene Ontology annotation, cellular component: plasma membrane. NCBI's taxonomy places the organism in Eukaryota, Metazoa, Arthropoda, Insecta, Hymenoptera, Diprionidae. Gene Ontology annotation, biological process: protein processing.